UUGACAUUCGAGAAUCACCUGUUCUCACAAUUUUUCAUUACCAAAUAAAAAAUAAAUCCAUGAACUUGUCUACACGGCAAUGCAUGCAAUUUCACAGAAACUUACAUAUACAAUAAUAUUUUAGAAAAAGAUAAAUAAUGCUAGAUGAGUUAGGAAACAAAUGGUAGUGAAAACUUAAAUCAGAACAAACAAAAUGGAGUCACGGAAGAUUAAAGUAAUGGCGACAGCAAUAGCUUUAAUAAUGGUGGCUAUGGUGGUGGAUGCCGCCGGAGCUGAUAAAGGGAAAGACAAGGAAGAGUGUACGGCGCAGCUGGUCGGUAUGGCCACAUGUCUUCCUUACGUGCAAGGAAAGGCAAAAUCUCCGACGCCAGACUGUUGCUCCGGCCUCAAACAAGUUAUUAAUUCCGACAUGAAGUGUCUUUGUAUGAUCAUCCAAGAGAGGAAUGAUCCUGAUUUGGGUCUCCAGGUCAACGUCUCUCUCGCUCUCGCUCUUCCUUCUGUUUGCCACGCCACUGCUGACAUCACUAAGUGCCCUGCUUUGCUUCAUUUGGACCCAAAUUCUCCGGAUGCCCAAGUGUUCUAUCAGCUAGCUAAAGGUCUGAACGAAACAGUCUCAGCCUCUGCUCCCACUGGCUCGGCCUCUGAGCCCACUAGUAUGUCUUCGACCCCAGGAUCCAGUGCUGGUAACAACAGUGGUCGGACGACCUCUGUGCCAGGCACGAACCACGCUCAAAGCUUCUCCAAACAAUGGCUAGGGCUCGAAGUUGUUGCCCAUUUCUUCGUAAUUUUUUAUAUUUUCAUCCUCGUUUAGAUAAGUGAAAAGGAUGUGACGUUGGUUUUGUGCAACUGUGGACAUUUGCGGUGACGUUGAUUUUGAGUUUUGAGUCUUUUGACUGAUGAAUGUAGUUUCACUUCGUGACAACUCUUCUCAGCUUUUUAUUUUUUGUAUGGCGCAACAUAAGACACGAGCAAUAGUUAUUCUAUGGCUCGUUUGCUUUUAUCAAUUUUAUUUAAAAUCUUUUACUUGAGUUCGUUGAGUCUAAUGGUUUGGUUUCUCUUAAUUUCAUGCAUACAAACGUAAUUUCAUUUACGUUAGUCUAUUGAUCGACAGAUUAAUUGGAAUUAUUAUUGUGGCUAUUUGAAAUAAAU
Arabidopsis thaliana (thale cress) is the source of this 1149-nucleotide messenger RNA. Its product is annotated as Bifunctional inhibitor/lipid-transfer protein/seed storage 2S albumin superfamily protein. The transcript is spliced from 2 exons. Gene Ontology annotation, molecular function: lipid binding. NCBI's taxonomy places the organism in Eukaryota, Viridiplantae, Streptophyta, Magnoliopsida, Brassicales, Brassicaceae. The record is from RefSeq and is marked reviewed. Bases 194 to 811 code for a protein of 205 amino acids. Gene Ontology annotation, cellular component: plasma membrane. Gene Ontology annotation, biological process: lipid transport.